AUGCUAAAUAUCAAGCGCCUGAAGCCAUUUGUUCUGGUGAUUUCCAUGUUGUGUUUUUGCGUUAUGGGUGUAUUGACUAUUUUCUUCUCGAGAUACGAAAACAAAGUCCGUGUUUCACGUAAUCUUCCGCAAGCAACCAAGCAGAGCGCUGUUAGCUUCGAUUUGAAGACAAGCCUUGAUCAUCUUCGAAAUAGUUUUGAAAUGUCACUAGAUCAGUACAAUUAUUCAACGAGGAACUUUAGCGAGAAGUUUCGAGAAGCCCGCCUUCGGAGUGAAUUAUUUUACCGCAAACUGGAUUCGCGUAGUAAGCGGCAUUUUGUCUGCAAUAAUGGGCUUUUUCUGCUGAUUCAAGUCCAUUCCAGUCCAGCAAAUUUUAAGAGUCGACAAGGUAUUAGGUUGACAUGGGGCAACAUGGAACGCUUUAUUGGCCAUGAUCAUCAGGAUAUUAACCGUAACUAUACUUUGAGGUCUUGGAAAACAGUAUUUCUUAUUGGUCAGAGCUCUGACCCCAGAUUGAACGACCUCGUUCUCCAAGAAGCUAACAUCUACAAAGAUAUUAUGAUUGGGUCUUUUAAAGAUACAUAUCGUAAUCUUAACAUGAAGAUGAUCUUUAGCUUGAAGUGGCCGCUGGAGCAAAAGUGUCGCGUCUCCUAUAUUCUUAAGACAGACGAGGAUUGUUACGUGAACAUUUGGAAUCUUCUUCAUUGGCUAAGGAGCUAUCAUGAAGCCAACGGGUCGCGCCCUCUAUACGCCGGUCGAGUUCAAACAGAGAUGCCAGUUGUACGGGAUACCAAAAGUCGCUACUACGUCUCGGAGGAAGAUCACCCCGCGGAUAUUUAUAAACCGUAUGCUUCCGGAGGAGGAUAUGUGAUAAGUGCAAGUUUACUUCCGGCACUUGUCAAUGUUUCACGAACAUCACCGAUCUUUGCAAAUGAAGAUGCACUACUCGGUUCGCUGAUGUACCGGAUCGGAAUACAAUGGACCGACAACCAGAAAUUUUUACCACUCAUAUUUUGUUCUCAUUUGAACAAGUACCGUUUUCGAGACAUGCACAUGUGCGGUUUAUCGAGACAGAUCAUUUUGCAUGGCAUAAGAGGCAGGCUGCAACUAGAAAUGCAUUUUAAUAGCGCCUUGUAUAAUCACUUUCCAUCGUUGUGUUCCUCGCAUAUGAACUACGAAGACAUGCGGGACGUGUGCGAAUGAUUAAGUGAAAAUUUUGAGCUACGUUAUUGUGUCAGUGCUGGUGUGGACUUACUUGUCACCAGCUUUAA
Messenger RNA from Pocillopora damicornis (cauliflower coral), 1271 nucleotides. Its product is annotated as beta-1,3-galactosyltransferase 1. Gene Ontology annotation, molecular function: hexosyltransferase activity. Gene Ontology annotation, cellular component: Golgi membrane. NCBI's taxonomy places the organism in Eukaryota, Metazoa, Cnidaria, Anthozoa, Scleractinia, Pocilloporidae. The record is from RefSeq and is a predicted model, not a curated record. Gene Ontology annotation, biological process: protein O-linked glycosylation.